Messenger RNA from Gadus morhua (Atlantic cod), 5416 nucleotides. RefSeq names its product NCK-associated protein 1 (gene nckap1). Gene Ontology annotation, cellular component: SCAR complex. The transcript is spliced from 32 exons. The record is from RefSeq and is a predicted model, not a curated record. Lineage: Eukaryota; Metazoa; Chordata; Actinopteri; Gadiformes; Gadidae. Gene Ontology annotation, biological process: neuron projection morphogenesis; cell morphogenesis; cell projection assembly. The coding region runs from base 303 to 3707 and encodes 1134 amino acids.
CGCAUCUCCGGCGGUACUCGAACGCACCUCGGGCUGGUAGAUCCAUCCUAGGGCUUUGCAGGGAAAAUAACCUCACUGAGAAAACCAGGACAUCUCCUCUCGUCUCUCAGGAAAGAAAAAAACAUAGGCAGCUUUGGGAGACGGUGGGGUGGAGCACAGGAAGCCGUUGUCACUGAAUAUCCGAACAUGGGCGCUAACUGAUCACUACAGUACACGGAUUUUCGCUUCAAACCACCCGACAGUCACAACACAGAUUUGGAAGAGAAUCGGACUCGAUAAGGGGAUCGGACUCGAGGAGCAAGAUGUCUCGGGGAGUGAUCCAGCCCAGCCAGCAGAAGCUGGCCGAAAAACUCACCAUCCUCAACGACCGAGGCAUCGGGAUGUUGACCCGGGUUUACAAUAUUAAAAAGCAAGGACAAGUUUGGAAGGCAUGUGGGGAUCCGAAGGCUAAACCAUCUUAUCUGGUCGAUAAGAACCUGGAGUCGGCUGUUAAAUUCAUUGUCAGGAAGUUCCCUGCUGUGGAAACCAGAAAUAAUAACCAACAGCUGGCUCAGCUGCAGAAAGAGAAGUCUGAGAUCCUCAAAAACCUGGCUCUCUACUAUUUCACUUUUGUAGAUGUGAUGGAGUUUAAGGACCAUGUUUGUGAGCUGUUGAAUACCAUUGAUGCCUGUCAGGUCUUCUUUGAUAUCACGGUAAACUUUGACCUGACAAAGAACUACCUGGACCUGGUGGUGACCUACACCAACCUGAUGAUGCUGCUCUCCCGCAUCGAGGAGAGGAAGGCCAUCAUCGGCCUGUACAACUACGCCCACGAGAUGACCCACGGCGCCAGUGACAGGGAGUACCCCAGGUUGGGCCAAAUGAUUGUGGAUUACGAGAACCCUCUGAAGAAGAUGAUGGAGGAGUUUGUUCCUCAUGGAAAGUCGCUGUCCGAUGCGCUGAUCAGCCUGCAGAUGGUCUACCCCAGGAGGAACCUCUCGGCUGACCAGUGGAGGAACGCCCAGCUGCUCUCCCUCAUCUCAGCCCCCUCCACCAUGCUCAACCCAGCACAGUCCGACACGAUGCCAUGUGAAUAUCUGUCCCUGGAUGCAAUGGAGAAGUGGAUCGUCUUCGGUUUCAUCCUGUGCCACGCGGUGCUGAGCACGGAUGCAGCCGCCCUCUCCCUGUGGAAGCUGGCCCUGCAGAGCUCCACCUGCCUCUGCCUGUUCAGAGACGAGGUCUUCCACAUCCACAAGGCCUGCGAGGACCUGUUCGUCAACAUCAGAGGAUACAACAAGCGUAUCAAUGACAUCCGGGAGUGUAAGGAACAGGCUCUGUCUCAUGCCGGCUCCAUGCACCGAGAGAGACGCAAGUUCCUCAGGUCUGCCCUGAAGGAGCUGGCCACUGUGUUGGCUGAUCAACCAGGACUACUAGGACCCAAGGCAUUAUUUGUUUUCAUGGCGCUGUCCUUUGCACGAGACGAGAUCAUCUGGCUGCUGCGUCACGCCGACAACAUCCAGAAGAAAAGCACAGACGACUUCAUAGACAAGCACAUAGCAGAGCUGAUAUUCUACAUGGAGGAGCUGCGGGCUCACGUCAGGAAGUACGGGCCGGUGAUGCAGCGCUACUAUGUCCAGUACCUGUCGGGCUUCGACGCCGUGGUGCUCAACGAACUGGUCCAGAACCUGUCUGUGUGUCCCGAGGAUGAGUCCAUCAUCAUGUCCUCCUUUGUCAACACCAUGACCUCCCUCAGCGUCAAGCAAGUGGAGGAUGGCGAUGUGUUUGACUUCCGAGGCAUGAGGUUGGACUGGUUCAGAUUGCAGGCCUACACCAGCGUGUCCAAGGCCAGCCUGGGCCUGGUGGACCACAAGGAGCUGGGCAAGAUGAUGAACACCAUCAUCUUCCACACCAAGAUGGUGGACUCCCUGGUGGAGAUGCUGGUGGAGACGUCAGACCUCUCCAUCUUCUGUUUCUACAGCCGGGCGUUUGAGAAGAUGUUCCAGCAGUGUCUGGAGCUUCCCUCCCAGAGCAGACACUCCAUCUGCUUCCCCCUGCUCUGCACACACUUCAUGUCCUGCACACACGAGCUCUGUCCUGAGGAGCGCCAUCACAUCGGCGACCGGAGUCUGUCCCUGUGCAACAUGUUCCUGGACGAGAUGGCCAAGCAGGCCCGCAACCUCAUCACCGACAUCUGCACCGAGCAGUGCACGCUCAGUGACCAGCUGCUGCCUAAGCACUGUGCGAAGACCAUCAGCCAGGCAGUGAACAAGAAGAGCAAGAAGGCAACGGGGAAGAAGGGCGAGCCGGAGAGAGAGAAGCCCGGCGUGGAGAGCAUGAGGAAGAACCGGCUGCUCGUCACCAACCUGGAUAAGCUCCACACAGCACUGUCUGAGCUCUGCUUCUCCAUCAACUACGUACCCAACAUGGUGGUGUGGGAACACACCUUCACCCCCAGAGAGUACCUCACUUCCCACCUGGAGAUCCGCUUCACCAAGUCCAUCGUGGGGAUGACCAUGUACAACCAGGCCACGCAGGAGAUUGCCAAGCCCAGCGAGCUACUGACCAGCGUGCGCGCCUACAUGACGGUGCUGCAGUCCAUAGAGAACUACGUCACCAUCGACAUCACCCGCGUGUUCAACAACGUUUUGCUGCAGCAGACGCAGCACCUGGACAGCCACGGAGAGCCCACCAUCACUAGCCUCUACACCAACUGGUACCUGGAGACGUUGCUUCGCCAGGUGAGCAACGGCCACAUCGCCUACUUCCCGGCCAUGAAGGCGUUUGUCAACCUGCCCACGGAGAACGAGCUGACGUUCAACGCGGAGGAGUACUCCGACAUCUCCGAGAUGCGCUCCCUGUCAGAGCUGCUGGGGCCCUACGGUAUGAAGUUCCUCAGUGAGAGCCUGAUGUGGCACAUCUCCUCACAAGUGGCUGAACUCAAGAAACUGGUGGUGGACAACGUGGAGGUUCUGACCCAGAUGAGGACGAGCUUUGACAAGCCAGAGCACAUGGCGGCCCUCUUCAAGAAACUCUCCUCUGUGGACAGUGUGUUAAAGAGGAUGACCAUCAUCGGCGUCAUCCUGUCCUUCCGCUCCCUGGCUCAGGAAGCUCUCAGAGACGUGCUGUCCUGUCAUAUCCCAUUUCUGGUCAGCUCAGUGGAGGAUUUCAAAGACCACAUCCCCAGAGAGACAGACAUGAAGGUGGCGAUGAAUGUCUACGAGCUGUCAUCAGCAGCUGGCUUGCCCUGCGAAAUCGACCCUGCGCUGGUCGUGGCCCUGUCCUCACAGAAAAGUGAGAACAUAAGUCCAGAGGAGGAGUACAAAAUUGCCUGUCUGCUGAUGGUAUUCGUGGCCGUUUCCAUGCCGACGCUAGCCAGCAAUGUCAUGUCCCAGUACAGCCCUGCCAUCGAAGGCCACUGUAACAACAUUCACUGCCUGGCCAAGGCCGUCAACCAGAUCGCUGCGGCGCUCUUCACCAUCCACAAGGGCAGCAUAGAGGACCGCCUCAAAGAGUUCCUGGCGCUGGCCUCAUCCAGCUUGUUGAAGAUUGGCCAGGAGACGGACAAGAUGACGACCCGCAACAGAGAGUCAGUGUACCUGCUGCUGGACAUGAUCGUCCAGGAGUCGCCCUUCCUCACCAUGGACCUGCUGGAGUCGUGCUUCCCCUACGUGCUGCUGCGUAACGCUUACCACGCCGUCUACAAGCAGAGCAUCAGCGCCAACGCCUAGAUGCACCCGCACGCACGCACGACAGGCCCGCCGGGCGGACACACACACACACACACACACACGCCCCCGCAACAUCAGGCUCACAGAAAUGCACAAAACAGCCUUAGUGCAAUUUGUGUGGCAAAAAAAAUAGGAAAUGCGACACAACGCACUACACACACUCCAUACUACGCCAGCCAUUGGCACGUUUGAACACUCUGACCCCACUCUGACCCUUCCACACUACAGUUUACUACAUGGAACGAUCGCGACGGCAGGAGAAGGGGGGCCGCCUCUAUUAGACCCCCACGCCCCCGAACACACACUCAAAGACACACACAGACACACACUACCAUUCUGUGUACAACGGGGCGUUGACACACAACUUCAUAAACACACUGUUGACAAAAACAUUGACCCACUAAACGACCCUCAACAGCACACUGACAAGCUAUUAAUGCGAACUCCCCCUGAACACUGAGUCCCACACAGAGCUAUAUGCAGACACUACACAAACGCACACAUUUUACACACCCAAACGGCGUAUUAAAGCGGGCGGGCGCCUUGGUGUGGAAACGGUAACACUAAAAAACAGCUGGAAAUGAGUUAGGGGGAUCACGAUCUUUGUUGCCAAGGGGACCAUGACCAUAGCAACGCGUAUACCUUAACCAUAGCUGGUUUAAAAUGAACAAAUAUAUAAAUAUAAAUAUAUAUAUAUAGUUGAGAAACUAAAAUAUUCCUUUUACUUUUCUUUUUUUGUUUUGAAUUGAGGUGUUCAGAAGACUUGCUCGUGGUUUUGGAUUUGGAUGAUUUUAUUAUGUGAAUGGGUGUGAUGAUGUGACGUGGGGGUUAUGCUUUUAUUUUGAAGAGUGUAAUGAUUCCUGUAUUGAUAAUGAAAGACUUGUUGCUUGUAACUGUACCGUAUGUAAACACAUGCACAUACACGCACACAUACACACACACGCAGACACUAACUUACUGAGAACACUAGAAGUACACCCGUACAAACUCUUCCGACAUUUCAUAGUGAGCAUACACAUUUGUUGUAACAUGGUGGUUUUGUUUUUCUUUCCUUUUUCUAACUAGUAAUAACUUUUGUGGGUAAAGGUAUGAUAUCUGUAUUCUGCUUUGAUGUGAACUAAACAUGUCUGUUUUUACUGAUUAUGUUUUUGUUUUUAUGAUGAUGAUAAAUGAUUAGCCAAAUGUGUCAAAACUCCAAACUGUGUACCAGGGCCUCGACGCGACGUGUGUUAUGGGGUGAUCUGCCUGGUGGUUGGCGAUACGGCCAUAGUGAUGGUCCCGACCAUCUGGGGGCCUGCUCCUUCACCACACGGCCCAGAUUAGGCUGAGAAGAGAAUGCAGGCGCCAACACUUUGUGAACCUGUCUGACGCGUUGCUGAGCAGGUGACCUGCGGGCUCGUGUUCAGCCCAGUCUAGCGUCACCAUAAGUGUCGAUAUUAUUUUUAUGAUCAAGCGUAGGGUGGGGUUGUGUCUAAGCAUCACUGCUAAUGCAACAUGUUUCUUUAGCAGGGGCUCAGCCCUCUGUUUCUAAAGGGAGGGGAGCACACUGCAAUAUUUUUACAUGCAUUUAAAAAAAGAAAAUAGUGGUUUAAAAGUGUUUUGCAUGUGUUGCUUUUUUUUUUUUUUUUUAAGAGUUAACACUAAAAUCAAUCUUAAUAAAUAUUCUGUUAAAAAAAAAUAAAGAAUUUGUUUAGGUGUUUUGCACAUCA